Molecule: messenger RNA, 2084 nt
Organism: Ictalurus punctatus (channel catfish)
Lineage: Eukaryota; Metazoa; Chordata; Actinopteri; Siluriformes; Ictaluridae
Gene: hoatz
Product: HOATZ cilia and flagella associated protein
Exons: 6
Coding region: 78-572 (164 amino acids)
Biological process (GO): cilium assembly
Source: RefSeq, a predicted model, not a curated record
CGCGUCUUUCUCCAUGACAACUGCCUUCACUUCCGGUAAACACAUUCAGUCCUUGGCUACAGUACAGCAGGGUUAUUAUGAGCGAAGUGUCAGAUAAAGUAGACGCCGUGGAAACACUUUCAGAUGGCGGUGUGUGUUACACGGUGUUCGAAGGCUCGUCGCAAGAGGAUGUGGCUUACGCUAAAGUUUUCUGGAGCUCCCUGUGUUUACAGCCUCCCAUCGAGUCCAGCUUAGUGGCUCUGGAUAUCACACAGCGUCUGAAGGUAGCCAAGGCCCCGCAGACCAGUAAUACUGUUCCCACAGAGCCACCAUGGUCUACAGAAAAUGACGAGAUCCUACAGAAGGCUUACCAGCUACAGAUGCAGGAUGAGAAGCAGAGGUAUCUGGAAAUGGCCAAAAAGCAUGAUGAGAUCAUGGCACUCUUAAAGAAGCAUAGAGAAGAUCGGAUUAAGAAAGAAAUGGUAUCCCGUCUGCACAAGCCAAGGAGACCUGAGCUGACUGAAAGGUUUUCUUGUAAGGCUCCUCCUGAGGUUCUGGAUCAGGACAUAAAGGAAGUCCAAGAACUUGUAUAAAGGGUGCCACCAGCCUUUUGAAACCUAAUACUAUAAUUUUGUUUGGAGUAUAAGAAUAUGAAUAGUACUUUGCAUGAAACUGUCCCUGUAUAUGUUGUCUAUACACACUUAUUGUGGAAAACAAACUUUGUACACAUUUCUUUUAUUGAUUUAAACAUAUACAGUUGCAAACAAAAUUAUUUAUCCCCCAUUGCAAAUCAGGUUUAUUGUCAAAAUUUACAGACUUUCAGCUGUUUGCAAUGAACAAAUCAAACAACAGCAAUUGAAAUAGUUCAACACAUCUAAUGUUUCAAGUGAUUUCCACAAAUUCAACUGAAAAUGCAACUUAUAAUGAUUUCUCCAGUCUCAAAAUUAUUCAACCCACUGAAUAGAAUCCCUAACAGCAGCACAAAUAUACAAAACAGGUGUUGUCUCAAGCACACCUGAUGCUAAACUAAUCAAGGGCUUCAUUAGUUGUAGCAGCUGAAAGCCUGUAAGUUUUUACAAUAAACUUUUUUGCAAUGGGGGUUGAAUAAUUCUGAUUGUAACUGUAAGUCUGCAUGUACUACAUGUGAAAAGUCCACUGUGAAGUUUCUAAAAACUACUUCACAUGUGAUGUGCAUCUGACUUUUCUCUGAAAGGAAUAGAUAAGAGGAAUGGUGUGUGGUAAUGCAAAAUGUUAUCGUACCAGAUAAAGCCCACGAUGAUGGGUUCAUUUUACAUCUCAGUGCCUGGGAUUAACUUGGUGUGUCAGGAAGUUGACUUGGCCCAAAUUGGGCUGAUAGUCAAUUCAUCAUAUUGGGUUGAGACGCUGGCCUGAAAUGGAACAGGCAAGAUUCAUUUUCUGGAUAUUUGCACUGCACCUUUUGAGAAGCAGCAAAUUAUGAAGUAAAAUAAAUCAGCUGUUAAUGCAAGAAAAUAAAUGUUUUUGUUGACAUUAAAUAAAUUUUUAGUUGAAGAAUUCAUAAUUACACACAAAGCAUCCAUAAUAUUAAAACCACUGAAAGGUGACAUGAAUAACACUGAUUAUCUCAUUACAGUGGCGUCUGUCAAGUUGAAGGGUAUAUUAGGCAGCAAGUGAACAGUCACUUCUCAAAGUUGAGGUGUUGGAAGCAGGGAAAAUGGGCAAGAGUAAGGAUCUGAUCGACGUUGCCUACUUGUGAUGGCUAGAUGACUAGGUCAGAGCAUCUCCAAAAUGGCAAGUCUUGUGGGGUGUUCCCAUUAUGCAGUGGUUAGUACCUACCAAAAGUGGUCCAAGUACAACUGGUGAACCAGCGACCCGGUCAUGGGCGCCCAAAGUUCAUUGAUGCGCUUGGGGCACAAAGGCUAGCCUGUCUGGUCUGAUCCCACUGACAAGCUACUGCAGCACAAUUUGCCAGAAAAACUUCAUGCUGGCUAUGAUAGAAAGGUGUCAGAACACAGUGUAUCGCAGCUUGUUGCCUAUCGGACUUCAUAGCUGCAGACCAGUCAGAGUGUGGAGUCCAUGCCUCGACGGGUCAGACCUGCAAGAAGGACCUAUACAAUAUUAGACAG